UUUAACACUUACAGUUAAAAAAAAAUGCAAAAUCCACCGUGUGCAGUAGUAACUUUUCUACAAAAACGUCAUGUAUGAAAGUAAAACACUAACGGGAACAUUUCACUGUACAUCAGGUCUUAUACUUUUAAUGCUUGUGUAUAUUAUGCUGAUUUAAGGCUACUUAAUGACUAUUAAGUGAGUAAAAUUUUGAUUGCGGGACAUAUUUUUACUUAAUUCAAACAUCUGAACACUUGUUCCACUCACUGGUUGGACUAUAAUAUCUCAUACGGUGUCACUGCCUUAUUUAUAGGCUAUAAUUAAACUAAUACUAGGCUGUAAUCCUCUGCCUGGCCCUCCCAAACGUUCAGCUAAUUGUGUUUUUAAAUGUAAUAAACCAUUGUGGGUUUUGCCUCGCAGAAGUAGCUCACCUGUAGCGGGUUUUUUUUUUUUUAAAUCUCCUUUUCAUCAUGAAUAUCACGGAUGUUGUGAAACACGAGUGAACUGUCGUACCUGCCAAAAUGGCCGCCGUGGCCACGCCCUCGACACUACCUGUGCCUCGACAGCAGCAGCGGCACUCCCUCCCCGCCGACACACUCACACUUUACAGGAAGUGCAGCGGCCGAGUCUCAACAGAAACGACCACAGAAACUUCACGUAGCUUCAACCGGAGGGGGAAAUGUGGCGCACGAAGGUCGCAGCUCCGGACGAGAAGCGAUGAAAUGCGCACCGACUUCCCUCAGGAUCCGAGUUAUAGAAACACUGUAGGGCAGCAUGUCCUCAUCAAGAGCCGCUCUUCACGUCUUACUUCUCACAGUCAUCGUGUCCACUGUGCCAGGAGUCCAGAGGAAUACAGUAACCCCUGAUCGAGGCACAACUCUCAAUAUUAGCACUACUCAGGUCAGAGGUUGCAAAGUAUGCACCGGGGCAGGAGGUUCACGACAAUGCACUACAUCCCUCCUGCUGAAAGACAACAAACCUGUACAAGUGGAGUUUGAUUGCUCCAGACCUCAAGAUGUGUUCAGCGUGGAAGUUGUACGAAAUAUUGAAUGUUCCACAAAGUCGUGCAGCAGCCACAUCAUCCAGGCCGACUCCGGCUCGCUUCCUUUGCAGGACUUUGCCCGUAGGUUCACCUGGAACCUGAACACCUCUGCGCUGAAAGCGUUCAAAAUAGACUUCACCAGCGUCGGCCUGAGACAGAUUAAUGCAUCGGAGAGAUGUCCAGACAGACACAGCUACACCAUCCAUGCCUUACAGUCUUCAGGGGACGUGGCCGUAGGGACAUACUGCCGAACGGGGCCUAUCAGAAGUGCUCAGAUACUGAAUCAAGGCAGCUUUGCUGUGGAGGUCCCAGCAGGGCAGAAGCUCCAAAAUGGCUGGUUUGAUGUGUCUGUCGGGGAGGAAAUCAAAUCUCUUGCAAAAAUCACCCUCACUCUACCAAAAGGGACCUCGUCCGCAGAGUUGCUCUCUCCAAACUAUCCGGGCAGUUUUCCUGACGAUGAUGUGAUGGAGUGGUACUUUCAGGUCCCGGACAAACACAAGACGACCGUUGAGUUCUUAAAGCUCACACAGCCGCUUUGUAGGAAGAAGGACACAGAAGUGGUGUACCAGAGCAGAGGGGGACCAUCGUCCGGGCUGAGGCUGACGGACACCCAGCCGCAGAGGAAGGGAAACUUCACCCUGACGCUGAGGAACUGCGAGAUGGAUAGAAGCCGUGCUGGUUCUCCUGGACUCUCCCUGAGCCUCAGGGUGUCUACGAGUUCCCAAGUGUCGUGCAAAGUGGAUGUGAGCAAAAUGGAGGGCCUUUCUCUUCACAUUGAGAAACAGAGAUCGGCCUCUGACUGCCAGAUGAGAGUAAACUCCGCAUUGAGGGAGACGAUCACAGUCACGUCAAACAGCGAGCUGACAUUCCAGCACUGCCUCCCUGAAGACGUACAGGUCACCGCCACGAGAGUCAUAGAGUGUAGGCAACUCAAGGACUGCUCAAAUACCGCAGUCCAUCUGUCGGUGCCUCUGCUGCCCCCCUGCCUCCCCGCCCCUCUGAGCAGCGUGACCUGGACUCUCCGCCCACCUGAGCACAGCACCGUGGAGCUCACCGCUCCCGCUGGAAACCUCAAGCAGUGCCUCCCAGGGCAGCGCUGCAACGACAGCUUCAUUAUCAAAAUGACCGAAGACGACGGCACUACUGUUGGGCGGUACUGCCCUAAUGGAGUCAUACAGAAGGUCCAGGUCCGCACCAACGUGUCUGUCUCUGUGUCCGGCACGUUGGGCGGUAAAGCGACGCCUGUGCUGUAUGCCAAAAUGAAAGGGGCGAUAUCAGAGAGAUACAUCUUCAGUGUGUCUCCAAAGAGAGACGCUCCCGCUCUCUUGGCCUCUCCUGGUUGGCCGGAAGGGAUGAAGUCUUACUCCACCGUCUCCUGGAUCGUCACCGUUCCCCCAAAGAUGGAGGCCCACCUGAUGUUCGCCAACCUCAGCCAGCCCAAGUGCAGCAACCGCCACACCAACAUCAGAGUGCAGAGGGUCGGCCGGCUGGAGGAGGACUACAGCCGCAGGGAGGACGAGACGCCCGAGGAAGAGAUCACCGUCUCCGCGAGCUUCUACCUCAACAUGUCCAACUGCAUGCCUGAAAGAGGACAAUUUAGCGUCAUCACCAAGAUCACCCUGCAGAAGAGCAUAAACCGUCUGCUGACCAUCAUCCUGAGUGUGGUGGCUUCUCUGUUGGUCAUAUUCGUCAUUGUGCUGGUGGUGGUCUGUGUGGUGAUCAGGAAGAAGAAGAAGAAGCUGAGUCAACAAGUUUCCAUCUACAAUCCAAACGGCACCAUCUUCCUGCCGGGACUAAACGGUUUCCCAGAAACACGCCAAGACAACGAUGAACACGAGUACGCCUCUAUUGAGGACACACUUGUCUACACACACCUGCUGAGGAAGGGGAAAGAGAUCUGUGUCUACAGAGACUUCGACACAUACCAGCCCUUCACAGGGCGCAUGGACUCACAAAGACCCCUGGUCUCUAAAGACUCCAUCGCUGACGACAGGCAAGCUAGCAAACAGCCGUUUUCGAUCUCAUCUCAACAGGCUCCUCCACUUCCCAUCAGGCCUUUGAGCCACGACCAGCGCCUGGUGGACAAUGUGAUUUACCAGGGCGAGGGCCAGAGUGACGAGGAGCGCUCUCCGAGCCUGGGGCCGCGGCUGGAGCCGGAGGGAGGGAACUGAGGAGAAGAUUGGAUUCGGCUUUUUCAGCUUUUCACUUGACCUACUUGAACUUUGAGAUAUUCAUUCCCUGGCAUCUGUGUGAUUACCUGAUGUUCAGCCUUUUCAAGAACCUUUUUUUUUCUUCUCUUUUUUCUCAAGAGCGUGGUUUUGCACCAAAGCCAGGGACAGAAAAACACUGUGUUCAAACCUGCCUGCAGCUGUUACCGUAUUUUCUCUCAGAUGAAGGAUGCAUUUAGUUUUCAAAGCAGAACAUAAUCAUCCUCUUAACAACAGCUUGUGCCACUGUAAAGACAUGUUGCUUUCAGGAAAGGACUUUUUAAAUUUGAGAUAUUUUGUACAUAUUUCUGAGCAAAAAUGUGCUGUUUACAUGCUGAGUUUUUUUGCUGUUUUAUUAUUAAACUGGUGAAUAGAGAGGACUCCACUGCUGUCGGAAAUCACUGCACUUCUGCAGCUUCAUAAAGACACAAUGGCUUGAUGAGCCUGUGUUUCAGGAUGUUGCAACAGCUGCGUAGAUGCAUGGAGUAUUUUCUCUCUGUUUACUUUUUAUCACUGCUUUUGAACCUGCUAUGGAGACUGGAAGAUACAGAAUCAUUAAGCCAUAAAUGUGCCUUACAGAAAGGUCAACACACUCCUGCUAAGUCUGUUAUUAUUAUUUCAGCCAUUUUGAGCAAUUUUGCUUUCUCUUUUUGGGCCCAUACAUUUAGGAAUCUCGAGACUGAUCUGCUGCUCGCUAAGUGGUGUUUUUUAUUUUCAGCUGUGUGUCAACUGUGUGUCAUGAUGAAUGAGAAUCAGUAGUCGGAAGCAAUAUUUUCCUAAAUGUUUUGUGAACCGAUGAAUCCUUUUUCUGGGCUGAAAUGGAACUGCUCUCACAAGCUUAACUGCAGCAUGUUAGCCAAACGUUACAUCCCACAAAGAAAUGUCUGUCUGUCUGUUUGUUGUUUGACUGAGCUUUGUUAUUAAUUAGAGGUAGCUUGAGGCAUAUCAUUGAAGUGUGAUGAGUGCUCAAGACCUUGACGGACUGGAUUUUCUUUUUUUCUUUUUUGGUGUUGUUCAACCGGCUGAUGUAAAAAGUCCAAAGUUGAAGUUUUUGUUGUAAAACUGUAACUUUGGACUUUUUACAUCUGUUGGUUGCUAAAGACUGUGACAGACUAGAUUUAUUUUGGUGUUGUUACAAUCAACUGAUGUAAAAAGUCCAAAGUUACAGUUUUUGUUGUAAACCUUUGUACAUUAACAGGUACAGAAACUUAGGGCAUUGAUUUCAACAUUUGAUGCCAGAAUAUCAGCAGGUCUCAUCUGAGGAAAAGUUUGGUUCAGUUUCUUCAAACAGACUAAAUGAACUGUGUUAUUUGUCUCGUAAGGCCGUGUUGCCUCUUGCAGUUCAGAAAAUGACCUGCAGAGGGAGACAAAGUUCAAAGUCGCCUCUCCUGAGGAAAUAAAGUGUCCUCUUUGCUUUUUGGUUAAGAGCCGAGUCAAAUCUGAUCAUUCUUGCAGCAGUUUACCAUCUGAUUUACUGACGCUGACUGUUGCUGCUGACAUCAGUGGGUCUCCAUGGAGACGUCCAAACAUGUUGAUGUGAUGUAAUCUUUCUUUGGGUGGGAAAACAAUACAGAAACCAAGUUUUCAUCAUGAAAAUGUGUAGGGGUGGAGGUAGAUGCGUCAUUGUUUUCAUCAAGUGGGGACUUUCCUGAACAGAUUUUUAGACCUCCACAGCACUUAAUAGUAAAAUUGAGAAUCUGAACAGGUUUUGUUUUUUAUUUACGGGAGAGGAUGUUAAUCCCACCAGGACAUCCUCCUCUCUGCCUUCAGUGUAUAUUAUCUUGUGGUGCCACCUUUCUGUUGCUGUUUCAGAUGCUCAGAAAACCAAUCAUUCAUAAACAUUCGAUUAAAAUAAUCACCAACCAU
Acanthopagrus latus (yellowfin seabream) is the source of this 5094-nucleotide messenger RNA. RefSeq names its product CUB domain containing protein 1a (gene cdcp1a). Bases 754 to 3192 code for a protein of 812 amino acids. The record is from RefSeq and is a predicted model, not a curated record. The transcript has 9 exons. NCBI's taxonomy places the organism in Eukaryota, Metazoa, Chordata, Actinopteri, Spariformes, Sparidae.